Actinia tenebrosa (Australian red waratah sea anemone) is the source of this 1506-nucleotide messenger RNA. Its product is annotated as SEC14-like protein 2. The record is from RefSeq and is a predicted model, not a curated record. Gene Ontology annotation, cellular component: cytoplasm. Lineage: Eukaryota; Metazoa; Cnidaria; Anthozoa; Actiniaria; Actiniidae.
GUGUGUUUACACCGCGAGAAAAACAGUUGUGAUCGAUCAUGAGGCGAGAGGUUUAAAUUACUAAAAAAAUCGCUUCAGAUUCAAAUAUAUCCCAUACGGAAGUGCUAUACUCAAGACGAGAAGUCAAUCUGAUUUCGCGGUCAGUUUUUAGAGAAAAACUUCAUCAAAUGAUUCACAAGAUUUGAUAGAGGAAUUAACCAAGCUAAAAAACAAGGAUCAACUCCAGAACUGACAUGACUGGACAUGUUGGAGAUCUGAGUUUCAAUCAACAGUUUGUUCUUGAUCAGUUCCAAGAGCGCAUUGCUGAUGUUUUACAACCUUACCAUGAUGACCACUUCUUACUUAGAUGGCUAAGAGCUCGCAAUUUUAACCUUGAGAAGUCUGAGUUUAUGCUUAGGGAGAGCCUGAAGGUCAGAAAAAAACUGGGACUUGACACAAUACUUGACACUUACGACAUUCCUGAGGUACUACAGAAGUAUUACCCAGGCGGAUACUUUGGUUAUGAUAAAGAAGGUGCACCAGUAUUCAUUGACCCAAUAGGAAGAGUGGACUUUAAAGGAUUGUUAUCAUCCAUCAAGAAAGAUGAAGUGAUAAAAUUCAAGGCAUACACAGGAGAAUAUGGAUUGGACUUGGCAAGCAAACAAACUGAGAAGCUUGGUAAAAGAGUUGAUCAGCUAGUGAUAAUCAUGGAUGUGGACGGUCUUGGCAUGAAACACUUAUGGAAGCCAGGAGUGAUGACUUUCAAUGAGGUGGCAUCAUUUUAUGAAGAUAAUUUCCCAGAGGUUAUGAAAAAUAUAUUGGUCAUAAGAGCUCCAAAGCUGUUUCCUGUGGCUUAUGCUUUGGUAAAACCAUUCCUCAGUGAGGCAACAAGAAACAAAGUACAUAUUCUURGAGAUGACUGGAAGCGAGAGCUGCAGGAGUACAUAUCAGCAGACAACCUGCCUGUAUACUACGGAGGGACAUGUACAGACCCAGAUGGUGACCCAAGGUGCUCUUCAAGGAUUUGUUAUGGAGGUGAUGUUCCUGAGUCGUACUACUAUGUGCGAGGUCAGACAUACGGAAUGACAGACAGCUAUCAGAAUGGCAUUGUCAAAAGAGGAAGUACACUCAAGCUGGACUAUGAAGUCAUAGUGCCGGGAAGUAUACUAAGCUGGGAGUUCACGUCAGAAGAUCACGAUAUUGGUUUUGGUGUUUACUUCUCUGGAACAACAGAAGACAAGUACCGAAGGAAAGAAAUGAUCGAGUUGAUCCCAUCUCGGCGUCUGGAUUGUCAUCUCAUCCCAGAACAAGGGUCUGUCACUUGCCUGAAGCGUGGAACUUACAUACUACGAUUUGAUAACACAUACAGCUGGACAAGAAACAAAAAAAUCAUGUUUUAUGUUGAGGUGAUAGAGCCUGAUGACCAAGAUGGUGCUCUUGAAGAUGAUUUCGGCACUCCAGUCUAGAACAACCAUUCACAUGGAAAUUAAAUUUUCAUGUCAAUUUUAAUGAUAAUAAUAAUAAUAA